Molecule: messenger RNA, 1195 nt
Organism: Lactuca saligna
Lineage: Eukaryota; Viridiplantae; Streptophyta; Magnoliopsida; Asterales; Asteraceae
Source: the annotation of a GenBank genome assembly
AUGAGGCGUAAAGCAAGACAAGAGGUCGUCGAAAAGCCUAUGGUUCCAGUAGUUGGCAAGGUUGAAGAUAUCUCAAAGGAACCACAAGUAGAACGUGAGUUGAUGCUCAUUAAGAUCAAUGCAGAUCCAAGCUACCGAUUGGAGGUUAAGUGGUUGGUGGACAUCUUUAGAGCUAGGAUUGUUGAUAUUUCACAGGACUCAUUAACCAUUGAAGUAACUGGUGACCCUGGAAAAAUGGUUGCAGUGCAAAGAAAUUUAAGCAAGUUUGGAAUCCGAGAAGUUGCAAGGACUGGAAAGAUUGCCUUGAGAAGAGAAAAAAUGGGUGAAUCUGCUCCUUUCUGGCGAUUUUCAGCAGCUUCGUAUCCAGACCUUGAAGAAUUGAACCUUAAAACUCCUCUUCAAGCCAAACCAAAAACACAAUAUCUUGAUACUGAUACAUCAGUUGGGGGAGAUGUUUAUCCAGUUGAGUCUAAUGACGACUAUUCAUUCAAUCAAGUUCUUGAUGCACAUUGGGGUGUUCUCAAUGAAGAAGAUACAACAGGGCUUCGCUCACACACUUUAUCAAUGAUUGUAAACGACUCUCCUGGAGUCCUCAAUAUAGUUACAGGAGUUUUUGCUCGUAGAGGCUACAACAUUCAGAGCUUAGCAGUUGGUCAUGCAGAAGUAGAGGGGCGUUCCCGGAUUACAACUGUUGUCCCUGGAACGGAUGAGUCAAUUAGCAAAUUGGUGCAACAGUUAUAUAAAUUGAUUGAGGUUCAUGAUGUUAUUGAUUUGACAUCGAUGCCAUUUGCUGAACGGGAAUUGAUGCUGAUUAAGGUUGCUGUGAAUUCAACAGCUAGACGCAAUGUUCUUGAUAUUGCUAGCAUAUUUAGGGCUAAACCUGUUGACGUGUCCGAUCAUACAAUUACACUUGAGGUUACUGGGGAUAUAAAUAAGAUGGUUGCAUUGCAGAGAUUGUUGGAGCCGUGUGGAAUUUGUGAGGUGGCAAGAACCGGGCGGGUCGCGCUGACCCGUGAAUCGGGUGUUGAUUCGUCUUACCUUCGUGGGUAUUCGUAUCCUGUUUGAGUUUUGAUGUUUUUCAAGUGUUUUAUUGUUUUGGGUCGUAAAUUGACAAUAAAUUGUCGGGUAUUGACUUGUUAUUGUUUAGUCUUUAAUCGUUUUUUGGACUCAAUAGGCCAUGAAACGUUUUUGGUUU